Molecule: messenger RNA, 441 nt
Organism: Cooperia oncophora
Lineage: Eukaryota; Metazoa; Nematoda; Chromadorea; Rhabditida; Trichostrongylidae
Source: the annotation of a GenBank genome assembly
AUGCAAGAAGAUCCUGGCAUAAGACAGGCAGAGCCGAACCUAUUCAGGCGUAGAACCAUGUUUACAGAUACAGUGGUUAUUCAUUGUCUGGUGCUGGACUAUUUCCCUGACGAUGUGCAGAAAUUGCGCGAAAAAGGCAUACGAUUUGAUGCUCUCGACGCUCAGGAGAGACGUGAUAUUCAGGAGGGAACACUGAAGCUGGCAGACUUCGGAAACGCUGUGCACUUCGGUACUGUGGGAUCAUCUUCAUACCAGGUAACCAGGUAUUAUCGACCUCCCGAGCUACUGUUCGGCAGCACUGUUUUGACUCCUGCUAUCGGUAAUCUUCUGAUGUUUGGUCUGCUGCCUGUGUUACUUAUGACUUUAUCACGACUAGACCUCUGUUCAAAGGACGUAGUUCUGAGGAUCAAGUUCGUUCAAUUAAUGUAUUAUAAGGAAUAA